AUGCUGUUUUCGGUAAUAAAACCCAUCUUUCAAUCCGCUGGUUUUUUGAUUUCCAUAUUUGCAAAUGCAUUGGUUAUAUUCCUAGUCAUCACAGAAUCUCCGCAAAAACUUGGGAAUUAUAGAUUUUUGGUGUGCUAUCUCUCAGUAAUUUCUACAAUAUAUGCAUUUUUAGAUUUUGUCGUAGCACCUUAUACUUAUAGUCAUGAAAACAGUGCUCUAGCAAUUAUGCAUCUGGAAGACACAGUUUUUGAGUCAAUUCCCUACUUCGCAUUUCUGUUGAUUGUUUCAAUGUGUGGGUGUUUUGGAGUAAACAUAACUGCCAUUGCCAUCAAUUUUAUAUACAGAUUUUUCGCACUUGAAAGAGAAGGUCGUCUCCGCUAUUUUGAUGGGAAGCGAUUGUUAAUUUGGAUUACUCUUUCAUUGAUUAAUGGAUUUAUCACUUCGAUGCUGUACUUGACAAUUGGCCCCCGAGACGAAAUUUCUGAUUACGUGAGAGAAAAUUUAAAACUUGACUAUCAGGUAGAUAUUGAUAAAUCAACAUAUGUUGGAUGGCUAUAUUGGAAAUUGGAAUUUGGAUCUAAAGUUUUGAAUAUGAGAGAUCUCGAAGUAUAUUUGGGUCUCAAUGCGUUAAUGAUGGUUCCUUUCUGUAUAAUUAUACUUUAUGGUUUCAAAAGUUAUUUGAAAAUCAAGGAUUUGAUAUCUCAUGGGGAAAGUGAAUAUUCUAAGAGACUUCAAUUACAGCUUUACAAAGCACUUGUAUCUCAAACUCUAAUUCCUGUUAUAUUUUUAUUUGCACCGACUGGUUUCCUUCUUACAUGCCCGUUAUUUGGAAUUGACAUAAAAUGGUCGAACGAACCAAUUACAAUAAUCUACUCAAUUUACCUUGCCGUUGACUCUAUGCCAAUCAUUUUUCUGGUCGAUGAGUACAGAAACGCGUUUCUAAAUUUCUUCCGAAAAAUCUUAUCAAAACCUCAAGUUGCAACAGUUCACUAUUCUACUUCAGUAGAAAUGUUCUGA
Molecule: messenger RNA, 1017 nt
Organism: Caenorhabditis elegans
Lineage: Eukaryota; Metazoa; Nematoda; Chromadorea; Rhabditida; Rhabditidae
Gene: str-161
Product: Serpentine receptor class r-10
Exons: 8
Coding region: 1-1017 (338 amino acids)
Biological process (GO): detection of chemical stimulus involved in sensory perception of smell
Cellular component (GO): ciliary membrane
Source: RefSeq, marked reviewed